AAAGCCUAGGCCCAGAUGUGCGCCAUCCCAUUUUACUCUCGUCCUCUCACCCUGUCUCCAAACUCCUGAUCCAACAUUAUGACAAACAGCUAAACCACCCUGGAGCAGAGCGUGUUUUUGCUGAGCUGCGAAGAAAAUACUGGCUACUUAGAGGGAGAGAAGCCAUCAGGAAGCACCAGCAUAACUGUGUGGACUGCAGGAAAUGGCGAGGCAGCCCUCAAGUCCCAAGGAUGGCAGAUCUUCCACCCUCCAGUUUGAGGCUUUACAAACCACCUUUCUAUUCCACAGGGGUGGACUGCUUUGGUCCAAUGAUGAUAAAGGAGGGACGUCGCAACGAAAAGAGGUGGGGCAUCCUGUAUAAGUGCCUUACCACCCGAGCUGUCCAUCUAGACCUCCUCCCAAAUAUGGACACCGAUUCCUUCCUAAUGUCACUCAGACGUUUUAUAUCUCGAAGAGGAAAGCCUCAUGAGAUCCUUUCAGACCAGGGAACUAAUUUCAAAGGUGGAGAUAAAGAACUUAAAGAAGCCUUCAGUGCCCUGGAACAAGCAGUGAAGGACCAACUUGCUGCACAACAGAUUCACUUCCGCUUUAAUCCCCCAAAUGCUCCGCAUUUUGGUGGGUCUUGGGAGCGAGAGGUUAGAUCAGUAAAGAACGCUCUCCGGAUCGCUCUUGGAGUUCAGUCAGUGCCAGAGGAGGUGUUGAGAACAGUUCUUAUUGAAAUAGAGGGUAUUCUCAACUCCAGGCCCUUGGGUUACGUUUCAUCUGAUCUGGCUGAUCCAGAUCCAGUCACGCCCAACUGUUUGUUGAUGGGGCGGCCGGACUCCUCCCUUCCACAAGUGGUCUAUCCCGAGUCGGAACUGUUAAGUCGAAAAAGGUGGCGACAUUCUCAGGUUUUAACAGAUCACUUCUGGAAGCAUUACAUCCGCCACUUUCUUCCGACAUUACAAGCCAGACAGAAAUGGCAAACAGAAAAGGAUGACAUCACUGUAGGCACUAUAGUGCUGAUUGUUGACCAACAGACACCAAGAGCCCUCUGGCAAAUAGGAACAGUGACAAGUGUCAUACCUGGAGCAGACGGACGCGUGAGGACAGCUGUGGUUCAAGUUAAAGGCAGGACCUACACUCGGCCAGUUGUUCGCCUCAUAAAGCUGCAUGCUCUACCUCCAGAUGAUUAAUACACCUACUGGUCAAAUUUGAGUGUCAAAUUUGGGGGCGGCUGUACAAAAGACUGUUAAUUAUUUGUUUUCAGCCCUCUAGUUUAGGUUCCUUAUCAGUGUUUUAGAUGUAGUAUUUUAUUUCAGCCACUAGAUGGCUUCACAUUCAUAUUUGUUACAUCUUGUAUAUGGAUCUGAGCAUUGAGUGGUGCGGCUCUCAAGGCUGAUUUCGUUUACUUCGUUCUAUUGUGUGCGUCCAAUGAACAAAACCACACACACACACACACACACAC
Molecule: messenger RNA, 1447 nt
Organism: Fundulus heteroclitus (mummichog)
Lineage: Eukaryota; Metazoa; Chordata; Actinopteri; Cyprinodontiformes; Fundulidae
Exons: 2
Coding region: 231-1175 (314 amino acids)
Biological process (GO): DNA integration
Molecular function (GO): nucleic acid binding
Source: RefSeq, a predicted model, not a curated record